Molecule: messenger RNA, 3334 nt
Organism: Silurus meridionalis
Lineage: Eukaryota; Metazoa; Chordata; Actinopteri; Siluriformes; Siluridae
Gene: dnajb5
Product: DnaJ heat shock protein family (Hsp40) member B5
Exons: 5
Coding region: 347-1429 (360 amino acids)
Biological process (GO): negative regulation of transcription by RNA polymerase II
Cellular component (GO): cytosol
Molecular function (GO): protein-folding chaperone binding
Source: RefSeq, a predicted model, not a curated record
AUUUACAGAUGAUGCAUGCGGAUAAAAAAGAUGAAAGACUUCAGCCCAUGUGAAAUGUGAUGCUGUGCUCUGGAGGCGGCUCAUAGGGAAUCACUGUAGCGCCCUGGACCGGUGGGCGUGGCCAAGCCAAUGGAGUUCCAUUUCCGAACAGCGGCAGCCGCCAGUCAGCAGAGCGUCGCUCGGACACGAUAUUUAUAGGCCUGUGUGCAUUUGACUGGGCUUUUGUCUGUCUCCUGUGCUGCCUGGUUAAACAGCAAGAACGAGGACACUCCGUCCCAAUAUUUCGCAAUCACUGAGGAAUACCGGCAGAAAAGGCUGGUUCCUGAAGGACAUUAUCAUCUAAGCUAUGGGCAAGGAUUACUACAAAAUCCUGGGCAUUCAGUCUGGUGCCAAUGAGGAGGAGAUCAAAAAGGCCUACAGGAGGAUGGCCCUCAAGUUCCAUCCAGAUAAAAACAAGGAUGCUAAUGCGGAAGAGAAAUUCAAAGAAAUAGCAGAGGCAUAUGAAGUCCUGAGUGACCCGAAGAAGAAAGCUAUUUAUGACCAAUAUGGAGAGGAUGGACUCAAAAGUGGAGGAACAGGCUCAUCUAGUGGACCAGGCACUACGUAUCACUACACGUUCCAUGGAGAUCCUCAUGCCACAUUUGCAUCUUUCUUCGGUGGCUCAAACCCCUUUGAUAUUUUCUUUGGUUCUGGGCGUCAUUGGAACACCAGCAAUGGUGCAGGAGACCAUGAUAUGGACAUUGACAUGGAUGGAGAGGAUGACCCAUUCAGCUCCUUCAGCCACUUUGGGUUUAACGGUCUCAAUGGGUUCCAUCGUGGGGCAGGUCGAAGAUCUCGCAAUGAACCUUUGCACAGCAGCAGCAACACAAGGAGAAAGGUACAGGAUCCUCCAGUGGUUCAUGAGUUGCGGGUAUCUCUAGAGGAAAUCUUUCAUGGAUGUACUAAACGCAUGCGCAUUACUCGCCGCCGGCUCAACCCAGAUGGAAGAACCACACGGACAGAAGACAAGAUCCUGAAUAUUGUCAUUAAAAGAGGCUGGAAAGAAGGGACCAAGAUCACUUUCCCUAAGGAGGGCGAUGAGACACCUGAGAACAUUCCAGCUGAUAUUGUGUUUGUGCUCAAAGACAAGGGACACCCUCACUUCAAAAGGGAUGGCUCCAAUGUCAUAUACACUGCCAGAGUCAGUCUUAAGGAGGCCCUGUGUGGUUGCACGGUCAACAUUCCUACCCUUGACAACAGGAUUAUUACGCUGCCCUGCAACGAUAUCAUAAAACCAGGAAUCAUAAAGAGACUGCGGGGUGAGGGCUUGCCUUUACCCAAAAGUCCGUCCCAGCGCGGGGACAUGAUAGUGGAAUUCCAGGUGCGCUUUCCGGACAGGAUACCUCCACAGUCCAAAGAAAUCAUUAAACAGCACUUACCCCAGUCUUAAAGCCAUUUUUAUUGGAUUUAUCAUCAUUUCUAUUUCAAGAUAAACAUUACCUUUCACAAACAUUAAUAACAAUCCAAAGGAAUGGAAAAUAAACAAAAAGGACCGGAAGUCAACUUCAUAUUUUGUUACCCUUUUUAUCAUUUUUGCCCUUUUGAAACUAAGUGGAGAGUAAAUGAAGUUUUCUGUAAGAAAAAAAAGGGAUUUUUUAAGAAGUUUGCUACCUUGAAGCCUAUGGGUUUCAUUCAUGAUCCUUUUCAUAUUCUACAAAAAAUUUCCCUCCAUAACAAACAGGAAGAAUUAAUUCCUAUACAUAUUUAAAAAGAAAGGUCAAUGUGGAUAAUGGAUGUUCUACUUCUUUUUUUAACCUCAGAUAUUGUCCCUUCUUUCAUCUGGUUUUGGACGAGUUUCGAAUAAAGCCGAAUUUUAGGAUCACUGAUUUUAGAUUCUUUAUGGCAGCGUUUAAGCACCAGCAAGUUGGAUCAUUUGGUACUACAUUUUUACUUUCAGAAUCAGUUCAGCAGUCUAAAGGUGCUUUGUUGUCUGUGACCAGAUUAUUAGGUGCUGUAACUCCUUGCAAAUCUUUAAUGGUGUGAUCACAGUAUCCUGAGUGCCUUAAUACGGCUCCAACUAGCUCGGUUUUCGAGUCAGGUGAUGUAAUGAAAAGACCAGUCCUUUCACCACAAUCCAAGGCCUAUUAUGGUACUGUAAACUCCACCGAUUAAGCAAAUAUUAUGUCAUUGCAAGGUUAGCCUGCUCUGGCAGUGCUUUAGUGCCCUGUUUUUAUUUGCUCAUGUACAGAUUUCAUGUUCUGUGAUUGGGAAAUUUUCACAUCAAUAGUCUGUUGAUUGCGUUACACUCUUUACAAACUUUUAGGAUUCUCUUGUGUUUAUUACAAUGACUCAUACUAGACAUUUCUUUGAAAAAUAUCUUUCACAGUUUUUUCUUUUACAAUCAUUUAUGGCAGGUUAAAGAGAGAUAUGAAAGUGAACAUUAAAUCGGUGUACAGAGCGAACACUUGGUGGCAAUGAACAUGUUAAGGAUCCAUUGUAGCUGUAUAUAAAAGCUUCCCUGAAACUCACAUGAGCACUUUCUGAAAACUGUGAAGUCAGACGAUGAUAUUUAAAGUUAAAGUAGGUUGUAAACAAGUAACACACACUGUUAGUAUACUGUUCAGUACACACGACUGUGGUUUAAAAAAGUAUUAGGUGCAAUUUGCUAAGAAUAUGCACAGAAUAAAGCUGAUUGAGACAUUGAGUUUUAGUAUGACUGCUGACAUUUUACUGUUUUAGAUGUGCACAAUUUAUAGCUAGUUUUCACUUGUUAAAGCAAAGAUUUCUAUACAUUUGUAUUCCGCAUAAGGAAUUUGUUAUAUAAUGCCUUUUAGCUAAAUAGCCAACAUUUGAGUGACUGUUUUUUUUUAUGGACAAUCAAGUGUGAAAUACAUUAUCUCUUAUAAAAUCUGAAUUUAUUAUUUAUUUAAAAAUUACCAAGAAAUUCAGGCCUGCCAAAGAACGCACAGUCCUACCCUAUAAGUCUCCUGGCAUGAAGUUACUUUUUAUUUUAGGUCAAUUUUACCCAUGUUAUUUAUGUGUUCUUAAAUAUAAUGAUGUUGUUUUGAACAUUUGGGCGCUCUCUUUAUACGAUAUUAAAGUAAAUCUAGCUUGCUAACUGAGAUGGGAAAAGGGCUUAACAAGUGAUACUCAGUACAAGUGAAAGUGUUUGAGUGUACUGUGAUUUUAAACAGUGUUCAGGCCUUUCGGACUGAUGCUUUGGCGGGGCUGAAGCUUUUACUGAAUGUGUUCUUUUUUUAUAUAUAUUAUUUUUGGUAGUUAGGCUAAAUGAUGUACCUUUUUUGUCGUUAAGGGGUAUUGUUUUGAAAGGCAAGAAAUAAACCAUAAACCAUAA